Messenger RNA from Labrus bergylta (ballan wrasse), 1569 nucleotides. The record is from RefSeq and is a predicted model, not a curated record. NCBI's taxonomy places the organism in Eukaryota, Metazoa, Chordata, Actinopteri, Labriformes, Labridae.
CACAUCAAGCAGAUCACAAAAGGUUUUGAACAUCAAUUCAAGUUAUUCGGUUGGCAUAAUUAAAGCUUUUUACUAAAGAGCUUGCAGAUUAACUCAAGCCUUGAUUUCUUUCUCGCUAUAGUGGAACAGGAAAACGUUUUAUUGUUUAAUUUGAUUUGAGGAGGACGAAUUGAUAUGCCAACAAAUGAAGAACAAGCUCGGUAAAGUACUCAGUUUUCUCCGGGAAUGGGACCGUGGGGACAGGACGGUCCGCGGCCGUAUGUUGAACACCUUUCUGAUUCAGAACACAGGGAAGACAUUUUAUGAGUUGGAGCUGGAGUUUGCUCAGGUCGCCAGCCUGUUCUUGGCUCGAGUCACCACAUGGAUGAGACUCACAUACAUGUUUGGGACAUUCUUGGGACUGCAACUGAAUGCAAUUGGGAUUUUUCUUUCUGCAUCAAGCCAUGAUCAGUACCUGAUGGAGUUCCUUGAGGAUGGAGGUGUUCUCACUCUGCUGGAGAUCUUAAGCCACCCUAAAAGUAAAGAGGAGGAGAAGGCAGAGGCCCUCCGUCUUCUGCACACAGUUUCAAAUGCUGGUCGAAAGUACAAAGAGUUCAUCUGUGAGAGCGAUGGUGUGAAAGCCAUAGCAGAGUUCCUGGCUACGUCAAACGCAGACAAAACCCAAGAGACAGCUCGGGCCCUCCUGGAGACCCUGUCCCAUGGAAACCCUAAAUAUCAAAUACAGAUCUACAAAAGUCUGAUUGCUCUCAUGACCUGUUCCUCCCCAAAGGUCCAGCAGCUGGUCAUGUGCACCUUACGCACUGUGCAGUUCAAAAUGAAUACAGCCCAUCACAGCAUUAUAGAGCCUCUGCUGAAUAUGCUCAGGUCCCUGCACGUUGAGGUUCAAGAUGAAGCUACAAAUCUGAUCUUACUCCUGACGUCUUAUGAUGUGAGGCCCGUGCUGCUCAGUGGACUGGUUUCUUUGCUGAGGCCUACUAAGGAAGAAUCACAGAAGCACCAGCUGAAUACAGAGGUCCCAUCUGAGCCUGAGAUAAUCAAGAGGACUGGAUCUCUACCUGUUUUUGUGCAACAAGCUGCUGCAGCUAAAACUAUACGCUUGCUGGCUGAGGACAGUCCAGACGUUUCUCGAGAGCUUCUCUCUCUUGGAGUGAUCCAACAUCUUCUUCACACUCUGGGAAACAGAGAGCACACCGAUGCCCAGAUACAAGCCAGUAUGGCCUUGGAGCACUUUGUCCGAGAAUACCCCGUCAUAGAGGAACAAGUCCAGAGAGUCAUGGGUUGUACAUUGUCUGAAGCCUUUAUGCAUAAAGCUGAAACUUUGUACAUGAAUAAGGAUGAAACACAAGCAGAAUCUCUGCUUACUAACAACCUAAACAUAAGUGAUGGUUUGGAUGGUGACAAAUCUGAGGGAUGAAAGGGGGAACAACUCUAAUUAUGACGCAGAUUUGUGUGAAAAUGUUGGAAAAUUAAACAAAUAUAUUUGUAAGUCAAAGUUGAAUAUUUUCUGUUACAUUGCCUGCUUCCUUUUUAUUUGAGUAAUUGUAAAACAAUUAUAUACUUGUAAAUAAA